Lactuca sativa (garden lettuce) is the source of this 2696-nucleotide messenger RNA. RefSeq lists its product as uncharacterized. Gene Ontology annotation, biological process: protein phosphorylation. NCBI's taxonomy places the organism in Eukaryota, Viridiplantae, Streptophyta, Magnoliopsida, Asterales, Asteraceae. Gene Ontology annotation, molecular function: protein binding; protein kinase activity; ATP binding. The record is from RefSeq and is a predicted model, not a curated record.
AUAGUCUCGAUAUGCAUAAAAGGAGGUAAUCAAUUGCGCUUACUCAUCACAUCAUCAAACAAUGAGCAGCAAAUCCUCCAACAUUUGCAUUCCCGUGCACAUGUUAACCAUGCUGAUGAUGCUUUCUUUCAUGUUAGCAUCCCCGUGUCCUACUGAUCAUGUUCAACGAUGUCAUACUGGUUGGAAUUAUUUCACUUGCAACAAUGGACGUGUAGUUGAGAUAGACAUCGGUUACUGUGACGAAAGUGACCUGAUAAAGGUAAUCAUUUCCUCAUUUCCGAGUGUUGAGUGGCUAGAAGUUUCACAUAGUAAUCUUACAGGAAACAUCCUACAACAGAUUGGCUUGCUCCAAAAUCUGACAUAUAUUUCUGUCUCAUGGAAUUAUAACACAGGAGGUACCUUUCCUGUAUACAUUACCAAUCUCACCCGAUUAGAACACCUUGACCUUUCAGAUAACAAUCUCAGCGGAAACGUCCCAUCUCAGUUAUGGAGUCUCAAGAAUUUGAAGUUUUUGGAUCUUAGCUACAAUUGGUUGACUGGUCCAAUCCUUCAAUCUUUUGCUUCCAUGGUCAAUCUCACCCAAUUAGAACACCUUGACCUUUCUGGUAACAAAUUCAGUGGUACCCUCCCAUCUGAUCAGUUGUGGAGUCUCAAGAAUUUGAAGUUUCUGGAUCUUAGCCACAAUUGGUUGACUGGUUCAAUACCUCAAUCUUUUGAUUAUAUGGUCAAUCUCACCCAAUUAGAACACCUUGACCUUUCUGGUAACUAUUUCAGCGGAAACCUCCCAUCUCAGUUGUGGAGUCUCAAGAACUUGAAGUUUCUAGAUCUUGGCCACAAUCAGUUGACCGGUCCAAUACUAACAUUUUUUGGUUCCAAGCUCGAUCUCACAAGAUUAGUACACCUCAACUUUUCCGGUAACAAUUUUAGUGGUACCCUGCCAUCUCAGUUGGGGAGUCUGAAAAAUUUAGAAUUUCUGGAUCUUAGCAGAAACAGGUUAACCAGUCCAAUCCCUCCGUCUUUUGGUUUCAUGAUCAAUCUCAAACUCCUAGACUUGAGCACAAAUCAACUAAGAGGGCCAAUUCCACAGGAACUUUGUAAUCUACAAAAGCUAGAAACAUUGAACCUUAGUAUGAAUAGCAUCACUGGCUCCAUUCCUCCACAUAUAGAAUAUCUGAAGAACAUAAAACAACUCGACCUUAAUCAUAAUCAGCUUUCUGGUGUGAUUCAUCUAGAAUUCAGAAACUUGUCUAGUCUCUCUUACCUUGAUUUUUCAUCAAACCGUUUUUCCGGGAAUGUAUCCUUUCAGUCUACCUGUACAUUACAGUAUGUAGACCUCUCUGAUAAUUUCCUGACUGGUUACAACGGAUUGAAUAACUGCUACUAUUUAUCAUAUCUGGACCUUAGUGAUAAUAUUUUUGUUGGAGAAGCAGUUAAUUGUUCGGAUUUCUUAUGGUUGGAGUACAAUAAUCUAGACAUGUCUGGGCAUUAUAGGGAAUACUGUACAGAAACUGACUUUCUACGCAAGCCCUCCAAAGAACACAAGCAUAUCCUCCUUUUGGAGAUUCUUCUUCCGAUGAUUGUUGGAUUUUGUUUCUUAGUGAUUGGUUAUGUGCUUUACCGUAAUAAAAAGGCUACCACAGAAAAAAGUCAACUAGAAAUACAAAAACAUGGAGAUGUUUGCUCGGUAUUGAAUUAUGAUGGGACACUUGCAUUCGAAGACUUCAUCAAGGCAACAGAAGACUUCGACCUCAAAUAUUGCAUUGGAACCGGUGGCUAUGGAAGUGUUUAUGAAGCGAAACUGCCUAACGGUAAAACAUUUGCUUUGAAGAAACUCCAUCGGUUUGAAGCCAAGCAACCAGCAUUUGACAAGAGUUUCAAGAACGAGAUCCAAGUCUUAACCAACCUAAGGCACAAAAACAUUGUGAAACUCUAUGGCUUUUGUUUGCAUAACCAAUGCAACUUCCUUAUAUAUGAAUACAUGGAAAAAGGGAGCCUAUUUUGUGCAUUGAAUAACAAUGAAUUCGCUGUCAUAUUGGAUUGGAAGACAAGGGUAAACAUUAUCAAACAGGUAGCCCAUGCUUUGUCAUACAUGCAUCAUGACUGCAGCCCACCCAUCAUUCAUCGAGACAUAUCAAGCAACAACAUUCUCUUGAACAAAGAAAUGGAAGGAUUUGUUGCUGACUUUGGAGCAGCCAAAUUGCUUGACCCUGAUUCCUCCGACCAAACCGUUGUCGUAGGAACUUUGGGAUACAUUGCUCCAGAACUUGCAUAUAACAUCAUUGUGAACGAAAAAUGUGAUGUGUAUAGCUUUGGAGUGCUUGCACUUGAAACAAUUGGAGGGAAGCAUCCUGGAGACCUCCUAACGUUUCUCAACUAUUCUAACCGAGAAGGUGCAACUUUGGAAAGUAUAUUUGACAAGCGACUCCCUUAUCCAACUGAUGACAGACGGAUUAAAAUGGAUAUUCUCCGUGUUUAUGAUGUUGCACUAGCAUGCAUUCGCAUGGACCCAAAUUCUCGUCCGACAAUGAGAAACGUGUCUCAGGAAUUAUCCAAGUGAUGAGUCACCAUUUGUACUUAAUGACCAUAUCUUUGUUUCGGUACCUCCCGAUUAAAACUUCUUUCACGUUUGUUUUUAUGUGAAACCUGUUUAUGUGGUCUUAUUGUUUUUUAUUCAAAACUAGUUCUCAUAUACAUAA